GCGGCGCGGGGACUGCUAUCGCGCACAUCGGCAGAGCAGCGUGUAGAAUCCCUGACGUCAUACAUCACUCCAGAUGCACAGUUCUUGUGCUGGCGUUGCUCCUAGGGGCAGUUUGCAUUGCAGUGUAUGGCUAUGUGCUUGAUUUUAUGCACCUGUUAGCAAUGGACGUGGCUCAAACACCUGAGCUCAAUCAUUAGGAGGGGUGUGUUUUAAUAAGAAGUAAGGACCCAGGCCUAGUCUAAUGUUGAAACCUGAAAUGAUUCUUCUUUGGAGUUGUAGGCGAGAUGUACUGUAGGCUCCCAAAUGUCUCCAUGUUCCAUAUCUGCGGUUACAAUCGCAAACAGAACUCCAAAAGUACACUCAACUGGAGGCAUACAAAAAGGGGGGGGGCAUUUGGGAUUUGGCCGUAGUCUGCUGUUCAGAUUUAAACCUGGACCAUAAACAACUUCGUAUUGGAACUAGUGUGCACUAUGUAGGGUGCAGAAGCUAUUAUUUAGUGCCCUAUGAAGCACACGGACAGUAGGAAGCCAAGUGUAUCAAAUGGAACGGCUCCACAGGUUACCCUAACUGUCAUAAGUGACAUAAAACCACUACUUUGACGUAGUACUUAGUAUAGUAGUAUACAAUUUGGGAUUCAGCCCUAGUCUACUGGAAAGCAAUAAAUGACACUCAGGUGGAGAUUUAGGUAAUAUGUGGAAUCCCAGAUGUCUCCUUGCUCCAUAAUAUCUGUACUAGAUAGGGGUAGUGUACUUUUAUAGGAGGUAGGGAGCUUUUUUUUGGGGGGGAUUUAACCUUAGUCUAGUCUUCAGAUCCAAGUCUCAAUACCCUAUUAGACUUAAUGUGCACUAUGUAAGGUGUAGAAGGAUUGAUGUUGUGCCCUAUGAAGCACACAAGGAGUAUGCUUCUAUUUAGUAUAGUAGUAUGGGAUUUGGGAUGGAGCCUCAGUCUGCAGUACCCCAAAUGACCUCCCCAUAGAGCACAGUACGUAGGAUGUAGAAUCCAAAAUGGCUCCGGAGUCUGUAUGUAGUGUCACUGUGUAGCAACAAACUGGCCGAGUGUGCGAGUGUGCACGCUUGUCUGAAAAACACACUGUUCUUGUUGCCGAGUCUUGUGUUAAAGAUUUAUAUGACCGUGUGUUGGAGAGAAAGAAGUGUGUGUGUGUGUGUUGGGUGUUUGGUAACAAGUUGCCUCAACCGCCUUCUGCCCAUCUGUGUAUUUGUGUGUGUGUUUGAGCAUUUGUUUAUUUACAUGCAUGUUUACUGGUGUGUGUGUUUGAGUGUUGCACAUGUCUGGGGUUUUUUUGGGCUGAGUGAAAGGGUCAGACAUGUGUAAACUGAAACCUCACAUACAAUCUGUCUCUUUUGGUCUCUCUCACUCACACACACACACACAUACACACACACACACACACACACACACACACACACAUUCUUGUUUGCACACGUUGGACCUUGAGGGAAGAAAAAAGGUCAAGAACUUGGAACUUGUCCAUAUGGAGCAGAAAGCAUGUCCAGACGGGGGGGAGGGAGAGAGAGAGAGAGAGAGAGAGAAAGCAAGCAAGCAAGCAAGCAAGCAAGCGCAAGAGAGAGAGAGUGAGAGAAAGCGCAAGAGAGAGAGAGUGAGAGAAAGCGCAAGAGAGAGAGAGAGUGAGAAAGCGCAAGAGAGAGAGAGAGAGAGAGAGAGAGAGUGAGAAAGCGCAAGAGAGAGAGAGAGUGAGAAAGUGCGAGAGAGAGAGAGAGAGAGAAAGCAAGCAAGCAAGCAAGCAAGCAAGCGCAAGAGAGAGAGAGUGAGAGAAAGCGCAAGAGAGAGAGAGUGAGAGAAAGCGCAAGAGAGAGAGAGAGUGAGAAAGCGCAAGAGAGAGAGAGUGAGAAAGCGCAAGAGAGAGAGAGAGAGAGUGAGAAAGCGCAAGAGAGAGAGAGAGAGUGAGAAAGCGCAAGAGAGAGAGAGAGAGUGAGAAAGUGCAAGAGAGAGAGAGUGAGAAAGUGCGAGAGAGAGAGAGUGAGAGAGAGUGAGAAAGCGCAAGAGAGAGAGAGUGAGAAAGUGCGAGAGAGAGAGAGUGAGAAAGCGCAAGAGAGAGAGAGAGUGAGAAAGUGCAAGAGAGAGAGAGAGAGAGAGAGUGAGAGAGAGUGAGAAAGCGCAAGAGAGAGAGAGUGAGAAAGUGCGAGAGAGAGAGAGUGAGAGAGAGUGAGAAAGCGCAAGAGAGAGAGAGUGAGAAAGCGCAAGAGAGAGAGAGUGAGAAAGUGCGAGAGAGAGAGAGUGAGAAAGUGCAAGAGAGAGAGAGAGAGAGAGUGCAAGAGAGAGAGAGAGAGAGAGUGAGAAAGCGCGCGCGAGAGAGAGAGAGAGUGAGAAAGCGCAAGAGAGAGAGAGAGAGAUAGAGAGAGAGAGAGAGAGAGGCGUGUAUAGAGAGAGUUUUCAUGGAGCACGACCCAGAGUGUUUUAUUCCUUACAUAUUGUAUUCAUCCUAACUGUAGCCUGCUGUUCAGGAACACUGUGUUUGUGAGAUCACUCAGACCAUCACCUGCAGCUUUCGCCACAUCCACUUCACUCAGCUCAGAAGAGCCGCCUUCGGGUGGAAACAGGAAACGGGACGUCUCUGUGCUUCACAGAACGAUCUCUGGAUGGUUUUGUGGAAUUUUAUGUUUGUUUUUGGUUGUGGACUUGUUCUCCUCUUCUUCUCCUCUUCUUCUCCUCUUCUUCUCUACUCCGCAGGGGUCACCUUCGUACAGUGCAGUACAGUUCCUAGUCUGAAUCCGGAACUCUCCGUAGCCUGGCAGAUUGUGAGUGAAGGAGACACUAAUCAGGAUGGACAGUUGGACUGUGAGGAGUUUACACAGUACCUGCGUACACACGAGAAGCGUCUCCGCCUCAUGUUCAGCAGUCUGGACCGCAAUAACGACGGUGAAAUUGAUGCUGGAGAGAUCCAGCUCUCAUUACACAAUGUGGGAGUGGAGGUUACGCUAGACGAGGCAAACAAGAUCCUGCAGAGUAUGGACAAGGAUGGCACCAUGACCAUCGACUGGGUGGAAUGGCGUGACCAUUUCCUGUUUAACCCUCUGCACAGCGUGGAGGACAUCGCCCUCUACUGGAAACGCUCUCUGAUCCUGGACAUUGGGGAGCUCCUGACGGUUCCUGACGAGUUCUCGGAGAAGGAGAGGAAGUCGGGGUUUGUGUGGAGGCAGCUGAUGGCAGGUGCCAUGGCAGGAACUGUCUCCAGGACGGGCACGGCUCCUCUCGACCGACUCAAAGUGUUCCUGCAGGUUCACGGUCAGAGCUUGGAUAAGGAUAAGGGCAGUGUGUGGAAGGGGCUGAAAGUGAUGGUGAAGGAGGGCGGCUUCUUCGCUCUGUGGAGAGGAAACGGCAUCAACGUGCUCAAAAUCGCCCCGGAAACAGCCAUCAAGUUCCUCGCUUACGAACAGAUAAAGCAGCUGAUUCACGGCAGUAAAGACCGAGGGAGUCUGAAGGUUCAUGAGAGAUUCAUUGCUGGAUCAUUAGCAGGAGCCACGGCGCAGACCAUCAUUUACCCCAUGGAGGUGCUGAAGACGCGUCUAACCCUGCGUACGACCGGACAGUACUCGGGCGUGCGAGACUGCGCUCGGCAGAUCCUACAGAAGGAGGGACUGUGGGCGUUUUAUAAAGGCUACAUACCCAACAUACUGGGCAUCAUCCCAUACGCUGGCAUCGACCUGGCCGUCUACGAGACCCUGAAGAACGUGUGGUUACAGAGACACAGCUCUGGCUCAGCUGACCCCGGUGUGUUUGUGCUGGUCGGAUGUGGUACGGUUUCCAGCACAUGUGGUCAGCUGGCGUCAUACCCGCUCGCCCUGAUCCGAACCCGCAUGCAGGCACAGGCGACAGUGAAAGGUGCCCCUCAGCUCUCCAUGCUCUCUCUGUUCCGCAGCAUCAUGGCUCAGGAGGGCGUGGUGGGACUGUACCGCGGCAUUGCACCCAACUUCCUCAAGGUCAUUCCUGCCGUCAGCAUCUCCUACGUGGUGUACGAACACAUGAGGAAAGUACUGGGGGUGGGAAAGUGAGACACGCAUGUCCUUCACUAUAGACGUCUCGAUGUCAGUCCUUACAUGAGACGAUAGACCGAAUAAGAAAUGAGAGAGAUGGAAGAAUGAGGGGAAAAGCUUGUUAAUGCACUCUAUGAUGGAGAGAUGUAUUGACCAAAGAGUGGAUUUACUCUUAAAGACAGAGAAGAUGAAAGCUCAAGUUCUACAUUCUGACUCAAAACCAACAGGGCUAUAAUCCAGUCGUUUGUAAUAAAUAAAUAAAACGGUUAAUCAAUAAAACUAGUUUAUAUUACCAUUUAAAUAUGCAAAAAAAAAAAACAACUUGUGACAGCUGACAUUUAUGUUUUACAUAACUAUAAGCAAGACUGUAACCUAUACAGCUUUGUUACGUUGUUAUUUCUCCAUUUUCUUGGUGUUUAUUUGUGCUGUUGAUCAACAGGAUCUUCACAUUCAGACUCACAGGCUGUCCUCUUCAGGAGGUGAAAUGAACGCUAAAGUGUGUGUUAAUACUUAGAAACAAGAAUGUGUGUGUGUGUGUGUGUGUGCAAUGUAUUCCCCAGACUAUAAAACCUGUAGCAUCUGUUAUGAUCCAUACAUGCUAUCUAGCAUGUCUUUAUUUCAUUGGAUUAAGAGUAAUAGGGUGUUUACGGUAAGCUAUGGAUAGGUGAACAUCUUCAUAAGGUUUGGCAUUUAGACUUUGAGAGAUAUUUUCAGGCCUGGCAGAAGGACUAGAGGUUUAUAGUCUGGAAAAUACAGUAUACGUAAAUGAGCAUGUGCUACAUUUUUAAUACAAAUGUAGGUUGCAUGUAAGUGAGCAUGUGGUAUAUUUUAUAAUGUAUAAAAGACUGGAUCUAUUUUCUUAACCAUGGAGUGUACGUGUGAGAAUGAAACAAUGGAAAAGUGUGUUUCAGACCCCUUUUUACUCUGCUUACCCCUGUACUCACUGCUCAGAUAUGAACCUAAAUUCACUUUAAACGUCUUCGGACUCGGUGCAGUGCCACCAGAUCACCACUAGGGGGAGAGUCUUUCUUGCUGUAUUCUUGUAUUAUGUGAUAUGUGCAAAUCCGAACAGUACAGUAGAGCCCUCCACCUAGCGGUGAUUUGGUGGAACUGCAUUGGGUCAAAGCUACUUUAUAAUUAAUUUACGUUCAUGUUUAUUCAUAGAGACGAUCACAGAGUGUCCAUUGGGUCUAAUUAAGUUUUAAUUAUCCCACAUUUACAUUUUAUAAGUAUUAAAUUGUCUUAAAUUCAAAUAAAUGUAGCUUUUUUUUAGCUAAGUUGCUUGAAAUGGAGGUUAACUCCAUCUACCAGUUGUUGAGCUAGCAUACACAGAGACGUGUGGAAAUAUAAUUAUUUAACUAAAAAAAAUGUAAACGUGUGAUUUUAUUAAGUAUAUUUGGUUCUUCGUACCUGCAAAUUGGGGCUGCGCUGUUACAAGCCUUGUGAAAAUCUAGAUGGAGAAUCUCCGCCUAGUGGCGAUCUGGUAGAACUGCGUCCGGUUCAUGCUAAUUUACAACGAAAUUAACAUCCAUAUUUGUUUAUAAACGACCACAGCGUGUCCGUGUGUCCCUAAUAGUUUUAGUUAAAGUUUUACUAUAUCAAAAUGUUACAUUUUUACAAGGAUUCGUUUGUCAUAAAUUCAAAUUAAUAUGGAUUUUUGGCAGGUGUUAAACCGAUGCUAAUGCUAGCUAUCGGUUUGUUGAGCUAGCAUACACAGAGUUGGGGAAAAUUUCAUGAGUUUAAGUUAACUGUGAAACUUAUUUGGUAGAUAUAGUUCUUCAUAUCAGCAAAUUAGGUCAUAAAUGACACUUUCAAAGUCUUUUUAAAGUAUUAAAUCAAACUUGAGCACAGUGCAAGCUCAAAAGUCCCCCAGGUUCUCUGUCAGUGUUGGGAUUUUAAACUCAUAACCUAGCAGUUACAUGCCCAGAUCUUUGAUUUAAACUCACAGCCCAGAUGUUUUGAUGGAUCAUGAUCAUGAUCAGUUUAUAAUUCUGGACUUUUAGGACACUUUAUGUGUAUAAGUAGUACGUUACUGAAUACUGUCAUAUCGUAAGUACCACUAGUACAGAUGUUUGUGAUUUGGGACACAGCCCAGGUCUUAUUAGAGGUAACAUUACAAGCUCUGUCCCAAAAGAUGCCCUAAAUUCUGCCUGCACUCAUCCUCCAAGCCAGCAUUGUAAUGAUGUUGAUGUCAAUAAAAGAUGUAGGGCUUGUAGUGCGUUGGUCCUCGAAUCUUAAAAAAUACAAGUAUUCAAGCAGAUCAGUGAUGCUCUCAGAGAUGAUUGUAGUUCUGAGUUGUUUCUCCAAAACAAACACCUACUUGGAGCCUUUGCAUUCACUCCAUGUUGAGUGACGAAAGCUAGAACCAUCCGAACCUUUUAAGGAACCUUUUUAAAGAGUGUAGAGUCGAAACCCUUCUAGAACCAAAAUUUCUGAUCAGACAUCAUGACUGUUUUCACUAGAGUACCUACACUUUAGAUAAAAUGAAUAAAUAAGGUUCUUCCUGGGAACUUUGGAUAGUAAAGUAUUCUUAGGUUCGUGAAAAGGAUCUACUGUACUUUGAACCCUCUCUGAAUGGAAAAUUCUCAGUUGUAGGGUUCUCCAGAGAGCCUUAAAGCAAUGGUCACCAACCCUGUACCUGGAAAUCUAUCUUCUUGAAGACUUUAGCUCCAGCCAUAAUGGUGCCCACCUGACCAUCUAGUCAUGGCCUUAAGAAGUUCUUGAUCAACCAAAAUCUAAUACACACUGUUUUAGUCGGCGAUGAAACCUGCAGGAAGGAACCUCAAGGAAGAGGGUUGGUGACCAUUGCUUUAAAGCUUUACACAGAAGAAUGAACUAAAGAAUCCUUUAGGGUUCUAGAUUUAAACUUUACUUCAGGUACUAUACUGAUGAUAAAUAGAUAACUAUUAUUAAGUCUAAUCUGCAUUUUUUUUCCACAGUAAUUGCACACUUUUUUGAAAAUGUGUGUUUUUUGUUUUUUCUCUCUUUGGAAUAAUGAAUGGUUCUAGCUUCCUAAAGGGGUCCUGCUUGGUACCUUUGUUGAAAGGGAAACCAAAUGAAAAAAUGGGGCUCUUCAAGAGUUCUGCUUGAAACCCCAACUGACAAGGAAACACUCUGUCGCAGGUUUCUACAUAGGGUUUGGUUUAGAGCUUUUGAUCAGUGAUGGAAGACUGUUUUUAAUAGGGAAAUGACACCUCUUAGAAAAUGUGCAGCCCCAAAGGGUUUUUUGUUUUGGACUCUGAGGGAAUCCUUAAAGGUUCUGGGUGGAACCCUGUGAUGGAGCGCUCCAAAAAACAUUUUCAAGUAAAACUAAAUAAUAUCCAAUGAACCCUUGAAGAACCGUUUUUUUUUUUUCAAGAGUGUACAGCCAUGCACAACGUGUGUGUGUGUGUGUGUGUGUGUGUGUGUGUGUGUGUGUGUGUGUGUGUGUGUGUGAGUGUGUGUGAUAGAAACCAAAAACUGAUUUUUUUUUAUUUAUUUAUUUUUUUUUACACUUUGAUCAAACAGCACAAUUGAACUGAAGAACUGAAAAAAGUGGCAGUGUUACAGCACCUGAGGUGUUUUAGGUCCCUGAGGUGGUAAUUUUUUUUUAUUUUUUUUUAUUUAAAUAUUUCUGACACAUUAUUCAUCGAAGAGUUAGCAACACACUGGGUAUUAAGAUUUUGUUUAUUAUUUGAAGCAUUUCUGUUUGCUCUGCCUGUAUGUAUCAGCUGAAUCCUGAUUAAACGUUGUAAUUUCAUGUACUUUAUAUAAAGUGUGGAAUGCAAGUGCUAUUUCCAGGAAUGUUUUGUAGAUUGAAUGCAUGCUUGAGACUUUAUGUAAAUUAUUAAAAUAAUAAUAAUAAUA
This is a messenger RNA of Ictalurus furcatus (blue catfish), 7859 nucleotides long. RefSeq names its product solute carrier family 25 member 23a (gene slc25a23a). The record is from RefSeq and is a predicted model, not a curated record. Gene Ontology annotation, biological process: transmembrane transport. Gene Ontology annotation, molecular function: calcium ion binding; ATP transmembrane transporter activity. The coding region runs from base 2619 to 4031 and encodes 470 amino acids. NCBI's taxonomy places the organism in Eukaryota, Metazoa, Chordata, Actinopteri, Siluriformes, Ictaluridae. The transcript is spliced from 11 exons.